This is a messenger RNA of Folsomia candida, 1557 nucleotides long. RefSeq names its product bifunctional nitrilase/nitrile hydratase NIT4. The record is from RefSeq and is a predicted model, not a curated record. NCBI's taxonomy places the organism in Eukaryota, Metazoa, Arthropoda, Collembola, Entomobryomorpha, Isotomidae. The transcript has 4 exons. Bases 76 to 1167 code for a protein of 363 amino acids. Gene Ontology annotation, molecular function: catalytic activity.
UUAAACUAGUUUAGUUCUUCAUUGAAGUCAGCAGUCUCAUUGAUUCGUUUGACUUGGUUCUCUCUCUCAUCCACCAUGGCAUCCAACAAGAUAACACGUUUCCCAUCCUCAGCUCAAACAACAGAAGCAGAUAAGACGCCGAAGAAUGACUCAAAGGUCAAGGUGGGAGUGGUUCAAGCUUCACCAGUUAUUCUAGAUCGAGAGGCUACUCUGGAAAAGGUGGCAAAAAUCACGAGCGAGUAUGGAUGCAAUGGGGCUGGCUUGGAGUUACUCCUCUUUCCUGAAGCCUUCAUUUCGUGGUACCCCAGAGGAAAUAAUUUUGGGGUUGUGAUUGGCUCGAGAACUCAGGAAGGCAGAGAAAUGUUCCAGAAAUAUUGGGAGAGUUCUGUCACUGUACCCGGGCCAGCUACGCAUCGCCUCGGGGAAAUUGCCAGGGACAAUAAACUUCAUUUAGUAAUUGGAGUUAUUGAGAGAGAGGAGAGAAACGGGACUCUUUACUGCACGAUCCUGUACUUUGACCCCUCGGGAGUACUGCUUGGAAAACAUCGUAAACUAAUGCCUACGGCGGGGGAACGAUGUGUGUGGGGAUUUGGGGAUGGCUCUACAAUCCCCGUCUUUGAAACGGACAUUGGUCGCAUCGGGGGUGUAAUUUGCUGGGAAAACUACAUGCCCAUGCUCAGAAUGGCAAUGUAUGCAAAAGGUGUCCAAAUCUAUCUGGCACCGACAGCCGAUUCUCGGGAGGCUUGGCUGCAUUCGAUGCGUCACAUUGCGGUGGAGGGACGAUGCUUUGUUCUCACGUGCAAUCAAUUCGUGAAGCGAAGCGACUACAAGGAAGGUGUCGACUAUCACCAAACAUUUGCGAGUGAUGACCCAGACUCUGUAAUUUGUUCGGGGGGCUCCUGUAUCAUCAACCCGUACGGAGAAUUGAUGGCCGGUCCGAAUUACGAAUCAGAGGUGGUCCUCACCGCAGAGAUAGAUUUGGAUGAGAUCAUCAGGUCGAAAAUAGACUUUGACCCGGUCGGUCACUAUUCUCGUCCGGAUGUGUUCAGCCUCGUGGUGAAUGAAAAACUCAAUUCGGCCGUCACUUUUGUCAAUGGGGCCCCCAAACAGGCUUCCAAUGAAGAAUGUUCUGAAAUUGAAGGGAAAGUUGGCAAACUGCACCUGUAAUUGACUUCAAUGCUGAAAAUUGUCAUAUUUUGGCCACAUUAACUAUAUUAUAAUUAACACUAAUUUGCGAAACAAUAAAUUGUUAGAUAUUGGAAAUCGUUUAGAUUAUUUCGAUCAGGGUCAUAGGUUUUUGCUCUUGUGGGAAUAAUUUGAUGUUACUACAGGUUGUGUAAGUUUAAUCCAGGUUUUUUAAAUUCUAUUAAACUACACAACCUCAGAUUAACAUUAGAUUAAUCCCACUUGGACCCCGGUGUUCUCAUCCGUACUUCUCUGCUGGACGUGUUUUGAAGAAUUCAAAAAAGAAUACUACAUGCAUAGUUCAUAUUCUGUUAUAUGUUUGUAUAUGUAACGAUGUUAUGCAUCCAACAAUAAAAUAAAGUAGUAAAGAUA